CAACUAUAUACGCUGAUUGGUCACAUACACGUGAGUGGAAACGGCAACAAAGACUAUUACUUAAGAAUCAGGAGCUACUAAAAAACUAAAGUAAAUAUGGUACUUGGAAUCGAUAAAAAGUUUGCAUGGGUUCUAUUGCCAAUGCUCGGUUUUGGAAUAGGACAUUAUUUGGACAAAAAAGAAACUGAACGCAUGGUUAGAUUUCGUGAUAAGAGCGCUUUAUAUGGAAGACCAGAUGGUUCUGAUAAGGAGCCAUCAUGGUGAUUAAUAGUAGCAAAAACAAAAACUCAAAUGUUUAAUUUUAGUAGUAAAUUAAAAUAAAAUUUACAGAAAUCUAUCUA
Messenger RNA from Teleopsis dalmanni, 341 nucleotides. It is a transcript of the gene ND-MNLL, whose product is annotated as NADH dehydrogenase [ubiquinone] 1 beta subcomplex subunit 1. The record is from RefSeq and is a predicted model, not a curated record. NCBI's taxonomy places the organism in Eukaryota, Metazoa, Arthropoda, Insecta, Diptera, Diopsidae. The transcript has a single exon. The coding region runs from base 97 to 264 and encodes 55 amino acids. Gene Ontology annotation, cellular component: mitochondrion.